Molecule: messenger RNA, 1634 nt
Organism: Formica exsecta
Lineage: Eukaryota; Metazoa; Arthropoda; Insecta; Hymenoptera; Formicidae
Product: transcription factor E2F4-like
Exons: 7
Coding region: 100-1080 (326 amino acids)
Biological process (GO): regulation of transcription by RNA polymerase II
Cellular component (GO): RNA polymerase II transcription regulator complex
Molecular function (GO): RNA polymerase II cis-regulatory region sequence-specific DNA binding; DNA-binding transcription factor activity, RNA polymerase II-specific; protein dimerization activity
Source: RefSeq, a predicted model, not a curated record
UCAUAUUUGAAUAGCCGUUGCACUAGGAUGGCGUCCGUGGUGUUGCGGCAAUUUCGAAGGGACUAGCAAGUUUUGAAAAUUUUGACAACGAGCGAGAUAAUGGCAGAUAAUCAGCAGAGCCGUUUCGAGAAGUCCCUCGGAUUGCUCACCACCCGCUUCGUCACCCUGCUUCAGAAAGCCAAGGACGGCGUGCUAGAUUUGAAAGUCGCCGCGGAUCUCCUGGAGGUGCGACAGAAACGACGCAUUUACGAUAUUACAAACGUCCUCGAGGGUAUCGGUCUUAUAGAGAAGAAGAGCAAGAACAGCAUUCAAUGGAAGGGUGCGGGACCUGGCUGCAAUACUCAAGAGGUUGGCGAGAAGCUGACAGACCUGAAGGAGGAGAUCAGGAAAUUGGAGGAUCACGAGUAUCUUCUAGACACUCAUACUCGAUGGAUUCAGCAAAGUAUAAAAAAUAUAGAAAAUGAUAUGAUAAAUAGGAAAUAUGCAUAUAUCACUUACGAGGAUGUCAAAGAGAAUUUUCUGGAUCAAUUCGUACUAGGAAUUCAAGCUCCUCCAGACACGGAAUUAACAGUACCAAAUGUUUUGAAGACUGUCACACAAGACGAUGCAGUGAUAAGUUAUAACAUGUACUUGAAGAGUAAUUCGGGAGAAAUUAAAGUAUAUAUGGUUCAACCUGAAUUAGCUAAAACUUAUGAUAAUAAAGUUUUAGAAAUGAGGUUAAAAGAAGUAUCGAAAGGUAUAAAGCGUGGAAAUGAAGAGGAUGAAAAAAAAGAGGAAGAAGUUACUGUUAAACCAAAGAGGAAAGUUGGCAGACCACCAAAAAGUAGUAUCAAACCGCAGAGUCCAGUAUUAACUGAUGACGAGGAAGAAGAAGAUCAAGAAUUGAUAGAAGCAAAGAUAGUCCUGCGUGAUGUGAGCACUGCAGAUAUCUUUCAAACAGAUUUGGAGUUAUUUGACCAAUUCUAUUCUGAUUUUUGCGGACCAUUGGUAAGAUUAAGUCCACCUCCAGGAGAGAAAGAUUACCACUUCAAUCUUAGUGAGAACGAGGGUGUUUGUGAUUUAUUCGACAUUACGACGUAAUGAGUUGGGUUAGUGUAGUUUUCAUUUACAAAAUGGACUGUGCCAACAGCAUGCAAAAUUAAUGGGGAACUUGAUAAAAUUGAUAAGAACAAUUUGUGCAUAUAGUUUUAGGGAAAUUAAUGGAUCGCGCAAUCAUUGAGAAUAUACAGUAUUUUUUUAUUAUUAGAAAUAUGAAAAGCUAAUGCAACACAUUGUAAAAAUAUCUUAGUACAAUCUGUUUUGGCCACUGUUUAUUUUGUACAGUGUUGAGAAUAAUGUAAAGUUUUAAAGACGUCUUUUUAUAUACACUUACCAGAUCUAGUAUCAUCCUUGUAAUUUUAAGUUAGAUUAUCACACAAGCUUGCUUUAUGAAUAUUGCUGUCCAAAAAUACAUAAUUUGAAAACUUGGUUAUAAUCAGAGAGAAAAUAUACAUGGUUAUUUAUAUAAUAUUAUCAUAAAGUAAGCUUUUCCCAAAUGUUACAUUUUUGUAAGAAUUUACAUGCACAUAUCUCUGAGGUAUUCUAUGAAUACUAUGACAUAUAUGUAUAGAAAUAAAUAUAAUGUACAUUGUCUA